Molecule: messenger RNA, 813 nt
Organism: Centropristis striata (black sea bass)
Lineage: Eukaryota; Metazoa; Chordata; Actinopteri; Perciformes; Serranidae
Product: putative nuclease HARBI1
Exons: 6
Coding region: 61-726 (221 amino acids)
Source: RefSeq, a predicted model, not a curated record
GAUGGAGGAGCAGCUGGAUGCUUCACCUCCCUGGUUAAAGAGGAACCGUGUGACUCGGAGAUGGUCAUUAAAUGGGAAAUGGAGCUGAAUAUGUGCAGAAAAAAAAACCUGCAAGAAAAGUGUGUAUGUGUCUUCAUCUCCUUCUCUGGCCACAGAAGACUCUGUGACAUCAAAGAGGAGUUCUAUAGGAUUGCAGGUUUCCCCAAUGUCACUGGUGCACUGGACUGCACACACCUCAAGAUAAAAUCCCCAGGGGCCCAUGAGGUGGAUUUUGUGAAUAGGAAAUCCUUUCACAGCAUUAAUGUUCAGAUGGUCUGCUAUACUGACUGUCUGAUCAACAAUGUUGUGGCAGAAUGGCCUGGCUCAGUCCAUGACUCCAGAGUCUUUGGGACCUCUGAAAUCUGUCAGCGCCUAUCACAAGGUGAAUUCUCUGGUGUGUUGCUGGGAGACAGGGGGUCUGCCUGCCAGCCUUUUCUCCUGACACCAUUCACAGACCCCCAGGAAGCACAGCAGGCCUACAUCCAUGACCAUGCCAGGACCAGGCCCAGAGUCGAGAUGACCUUUGGCCUCCUGAAGGCACGAUUUCAGUGUCUUCACUGUCCUCCACAAUGUGGCCUGCCUGAGGAAGGAGAGUGCCCCCAGAGGGCCACAAUCCAUGGACUGAGACACUUCCCUGAUGACGACAGUGGUCGGAUGAGGAAGAAACGGAUGCCUCAAACUGAAUGAGGAUGAGGAGGUUGUUGUGAAGAAACCUUCUGCACCUGAAACACCAGCUCCAAAACACAGUCUGGAGAGAUGGAAAUGUCUGCUCAG